Molecule: messenger RNA, 2568 nt
Organism: Myxocyprinus asiaticus (Chinese sucker)
Lineage: Eukaryota; Metazoa; Chordata; Actinopteri; Cypriniformes; Catostomidae
Product: stomatin-like
Exons: 7
Coding region: 100-942 (280 amino acids)
Cellular component (GO): plasma membrane
Source: RefSeq, a predicted model, not a curated record
CCAUCAGAGGAAGUGCUUUAGAAGUACAAACAGAUCUCUCCCUCACAGGGUCUCACAAAGCAAGUGCUGUUCUGCACGUCCUGUGUAGUGCCACACCACAUGGAGAUGGAAGUUGACAUGGAGCGAGGUGCCCAGAGCAAGCAAGACCUAAUCAGUGACAGUAAGCGGGGUCUGGGCUGCUGUGGGUGGUUCCUUGUGAUCAUCUCAGCGUUUUUCUGUAUAUUGAUCUUUCCAAUCAGCAUUUUCAUAAGCAUCAAGAUUGUGAAAGAAUAUGAACGUGCAGUUAUAUUUAGAUUGGGACGGAUAACAGCCCGAAAACCCAAAGGACCAGGAAUCUUCUUCAUCAUCCCUUGCACGGACUCCUUCAUCAAGGUGGAUCUGAGAACUGUUUCAUUUGACAUCCCUCCUCAAGAGAUCCUAACCAAAGACUCAGUGACUGUUUCUGUGGAUGGUGUGGUGUACUUUCGUGUUAGUGAUCCCAUUGCCUCUGUGGCAAAUGUGACCAAUGCUGAUUAUUCCACCCGUCUGCUGGCCCAGACCACCCUGAGGAACGUACUAGGCACUAAGAACCUGUCUGAGGUCCUGUCUGACCGGGAGGGCAUCUCUCAGAGCAUGCAGAUGACCCUGGAUGAAGCCACAGACUUGUGGGGUAUUAAGGUGGAGCGGGUGGAGAUUAAAGAUGUUAAACUACCUGUUCAGUUGCAGAGAGCAAUGGCAGCCGAGGCCGAGGCAACGCGGGAGGCUAGAGCGAAGGUCAUUGCAGCAGAGGGAGAGAUGAAUGCAUCCAGAGCUCUGAAGGAGGCAUCUCUGGUGAUCGCAGAGUCUCCUUCUGCUCUUCAGCUUAGAUACCUCCAAACCCUCAACACCAUCGCAGCUGAGAAGAACUCCACCAUUAUCUUCCCUCUGCCCAUGGACAUGAUGAGCCAAUUCAUAAAAAAAUGAUUGCAGAAGCAUUUUUGUGUAUUCAAAAAAUGUGUACAGACGUAAACAUUGAAGAGCAAUUUAACAUCAUUUCUUUAAAAAUUUUAAAAGAUUUUCUUAUGUGCCAUGUUUUACAAAUAUUUUAGAUUUUAGUGUUGAAAGAAUAUUGCAAUUAAUGUAUAACAGUAAAGAGUUAAGGUUUACAAAUAACUUUAUAAUAUAUAUAUAUAUAUAUAUAUAUAUAUAUGAAUGUCAUAUAUUUCAGAACAUACACUAUGGUUCAAAAUCCCUACUGAAAAUUUGGCAUUUUUCUAAUUUAAUAAUAAUUAAAAAAUUAUUACAAAUUAUAUUAUCAGCAUGUCAGCAUAACAAUUUGAGUGAAAAGGCUACCUGAAAAAUAACAUGAUUGCAGAUUUUUGGACCCCACUGUAAGUCAAUGCCUAAAUGCUAAUUUAUAUUCCUGUAAACAGGGGUGUAAAAAGUACUUAGAAAUUAUACUCAAGUGAAAGUAUGGAUACUGAGUAAAAAUUAUCUAGCCAAAAACAUACUUGAGUUAAAGUAAAAAAGUAUUCACAUUCAUUUGUACUUAAGUAACUUUUAUCCUAGCAACAUUUAUCCUACUUAUUAACUUUUUUCCUAGCAAGAAUGAAAUCAAGAGAGGAGAUUGUGUAAGUGAGGAUGUUGUUAAAUUCGAUUGGUUUGUUAAGCUGCCUUUUUACUGUCUCUGGCAACUGUCAUAUUUCUCCCGCAGUGGCAUUCACAACCUGGUCAUAGAAUCAUGUUAGAAUAACUACAUUUUUACUAAAUUAUUUUUAUAUGGCAUGUUGCAAUUUCCUGGUGGAGUGAACACUAGAGGUGCUAAAACAACAAUGACUUUUAUCCCCUUUCACUCAAAUCAUGAGUUAAACGGCAGAUUAUCAGUUAAUAAACACUUACUUUUUGCUCUGUUCCUCACACAAUGCUAUCUUAUGACAUAUAAACACUUUUACUACAGCGCAUGACUCAUUAUAACAUUUGUAUCACAUAACCAACUACAUUUACAAGCUUGUUUUAGUGUGAUCAAAUUGCGCGGUAGCUCAACUGAUAGAGUGUUGCAUAUGCAAUACAACGGAGCAGGGUCUUGAAGAGCACGCAAGUCGACACGUGGCCGAAAGUGUCAUAGAAGCACCACAAAAUGAGAUGGUUGCUUCAGAAAUUGUGUUUUUCAUCUCUCAUUUACUUUUUCUGACCCUAUCGGUUAGGUUUAGGUUUAAGGUUUAGGGUAGGGGGUCAGUUUUGUUGAUUUUAAUCUCGAUAGAACAUUAACCUUAAAUACCUCAUCUGUUUAGGAGAACAUUUCACUCGCUUUUAGUGGCACACAGUGGACAUUUCACUUUGGAACUGCCCUGAGACGUGUAAUGAGCCACAUAAUUUUAUUUUGCAAAAACAUUGACACAGUCUCGCAAUGUUCGUUGCAUGGGAGAAGGCACUCACGAAUUGCGAUGUCAGAGCACCCAGACCCUUGAGACAUAAAGAAAGAUAAAAAAAAUUCUAAGAAGCUUUGAAGAAAGUUAGUAAAGUUGUUGGUUUUGUGAAUUGUUUUCUGAGGUUUGCUGCCAAACCUUGCAGUUGAGCAGAUGGAUAAAUUCAAUAAAAUUCAUAAUUAUA